AUGCCCCCAUUCAUAAUGAUGAUGGCAGAUCUAGAGGAGGCGGGACCAGUUGAUGAGUCCGUCCUGACAGAGCAGCAUCUCCAUAGGUCUUCAUUUAUCACGACUGAGGGAUAUCGCGGGGUGCAGUUCAUAGAGCAUGGCCGCAAAUUAAACCAGUGGGAGCUUGAUCAUCCAGCAGUGCUAGAUUUGCUACGACAGUCUGGAUUUUAUUAUAUUUCUCGACUUAGGCGUCUACAGCUGGAUCAGGCAUUAUUAGGAGCUUUGAUCGAGCGAUGGAGACGGGAGACCCAGACAUUUCACUUCCGCCACGGUGAGAUGACGAUUACACUUCAGGAUGUGGCGGUUAUUUCGGGUCUUCGUGUCGAUGGAGCGCCGGUCACUGGGACUACAGUGUAUCCGUGGCCAGAUAUUUGUCAGGCGCUUUUAGGGGUUGUGCCGGAUGACAUCCGAGCUGGGCAGAUUAGAUUAGAUUGGAUAUACCAGCAGUUUCAUCAUCUACAUUUGGAUGCUCCGGCUGGAUUAGUUGCAGCCACUGCACGUGCAUAUAUAUUAUAUCAGAUUGGCUGCAGUCUAUUUCCAAACCCCACCGGAUAUAGGGUUCAUCUUAAGUGGCUCCCACUUAUAGCGGAUUUUGAUGCAUGCGGCGGUUUAGCCUAG
Ananas comosus (pineapple) is the source of this 657-nucleotide messenger RNA. RefSeq names its product protein MAIN-LIKE 1-like. Gene Ontology annotation, biological process: meristem development; meristem maintenance. NCBI's taxonomy places the organism in Eukaryota, Viridiplantae, Streptophyta, Magnoliopsida, Poales, Bromeliaceae. The record is from RefSeq and is a predicted model, not a curated record. Bases 1 to 657 code for a protein of 218 amino acids. The transcript has 3 exons.